This is a messenger RNA of Histoplasma mississippiense, 582 nucleotides long. RefSeq lists its product with no specific name. Gene Ontology annotation, cellular component: cytoplasm. The transcript is spliced from 3 exons. The record is from RefSeq and is a predicted model, not a curated record. NCBI's taxonomy places the organism in Eukaryota, Fungi, Ascomycota, Eurotiomycetes, Onygenales, Ajellomycetaceae. Bases 1 to 582 code for a protein of 193 amino acids.
AUGCCACCCCGCAACCACGACCUCCCCUCCGAUGAAGACGACAACGACGCCCUCUUCGCCGCCCUCGAAAGAGAAGAAGAUAACCCCUCUUACAAAGCCCAGCGCAUCGAACAUCUGCAAUCAGAACUAGCGGCCCGCGCCCAACAGCAACAAGAACAACAUCAAAAGAACAGCAGCAACAGCAACGAACUCGACGAUAAUAAUAAUAUAAACGCCACAACUUUCCAAAACACCCUCGUCCCCACACUCCCAUCCGACCAAUCCCUCCUCGACUUCACAACCCGCCACCCCCACUGCGUCAUCCACUUCUCCCACCCGGACUUCGCGCGCUGCGCUGUGAUGGACAGACACAUCCACGCCCUCGCAGGCCUCCAUCACGAGACCCGCUUCGCAACCGUGGAUGUUCGCAGGAUACCAUUCGUCGUGGAGAAGCUAAAGGUGAAAGUGCUGCCGUGCGUGAUUGGGUUUGUGGACGGGGUGGGCGUGGAGAGGAUUGUGGGGUUUGAGGGGCUGGGAUAUAUUCAUGUGGAUCCAUUCCGAAAGACAUAUAUCAAGGAUAUUCGAAUGGAUGCCAUUUGGUAA